UCUUUUCCUUAGCCUUCCUUUUGUGUUUCAGAUAGUUCACUUGAUCUUUGUCUCUUACUUUCCUUUCCAUUAUCAUGGUCCACUUCCUAAGUUCAGUGCCUUCAAACGAAAGCAGCAAGGGCGCUUCUGUUCCUAAAAGCAUAGACAAAGCAUGCCCAAGGGCUCCUUGGCAGCCUGUGAGCUCAGAUAUAAAGGGUGCAGCAGUGGUUGUAAGUGAGGAUCAGGUGAGGGGUAUCUUUAAUCGCUUUGAUGCUAACAAAGACGGCCGUCUUAGCAAGCAAGAGCUGAAGGACGCCUUUGCCAGUCUGGGUUCGCGUAUGCCUGGCGUUCGAGCAUGGCUAGCGCUACAACAUGCGGACGCCAACGGAGAUGGGUACAUCAGCGAGGCAGAGUUUGACAAGCUUGUUAAAUAUACUUUGAAACGUGGUUACAUUUUCAAAUAGACCAUCCGUAGUUACAAGAGGUAAAAUGGUUUCGCUAGGUACUACUAGAGUAGAAGGGGCUUGCUAACUUUGCUUUUGGCUAGAAAAGGGGGGAAGAUAUAAUAUAGGUUUUCUCCCCCUAGGCUAAGAUGAUGUAUUUUAAUUUGUGUAUAUUCAUCUUAGCCAGUCUUCUCUUUCUGUUUUCUAGAUGUUUUCUGGUGUGGGGAGUAGGUUUGUGUAUUUGUAGGUCUACCACUGUAAUGGAUCAGUAAUUCGAUAUA
Molecule: messenger RNA, 703 nt
Organism: Theobroma umbraticum
Lineage: Eukaryota; Viridiplantae; Streptophyta; Magnoliopsida; Malvales; Malvaceae
Source: RefSeq, a predicted model, not a curated record